Molecule: messenger RNA, 11226 nt
Organism: Chlamydomonas reinhardtii
Lineage: Eukaryota; Viridiplantae; Chlorophyta; Chlorophyceae; Chlamydomonadales; Chlamydomonadaceae
Exons: 12
Coding region: 113-9868 (3251 amino acids)
Biological process (GO): signal transduction
Molecular function (GO): protein binding
Source: RefSeq, a predicted model, not a curated record
AUAAUAUGGAGCUAGGAAAUCCAUGACCGGGCUUUGCGACCAUUUCAACGAGCUCCGCAAAUGAAUAGUAGACCCUGACGGGCCCUGCCUGUCCACAGUUUACGAAGCAGGCAUGGCGAGCGCGGAGGAGGGCGCUUCGCUGGUAGAGGCCAUGGAGGACGCCUCGGCCGCUGUGGCUAUAAGGGACGGUCUUGCCGCGGCUAUCAACAGCGCUUCACCCCACGUCAGGCAAUUUCAGGCCGAGCUGUGCGACAGCGGCGCGCUGCGGCAGCUGUACAACCUGGCGGUACAGCGUCAGCCCAUUGCGUUUGAGGCGCUGCGGCUGCUAGCGUACCGUAACCGCAUCGGGGUGCAGCAGAUGGUCAACCUCGGGGCCAUAGAGCUGCUGGAGCAGAUCCUGGUCCGGGAGGCGCACAGCGGCGCCGCCAGCAUGGCUCUGCAGGCAGCCGCGCUGCAGCUGCUGACCAGCUUGCUGGCGUUCAACCUGGAGGUGCACUCCACAGUCAUGCACACCAAGCUGGUGAAGCGCUUGGUGCAGCUGUGCAGGCCUGGAGGAGCUGACGGGCGCGGGCACGGCCAGAGCAUAGACGGCCGGCCACAUGAUUCAGCCGGGACCGCCGCAGACAUCGCCGGCGGAGGCGCAGCACAGGGCCCAGACACUCCUGGGGCCGGCGACAGCAGCCGCGGCGGCAGCCCGGACGCAGACGGCGCUGCAGGGAGAGAGGGCGGCGAGCGGGAAGGCGAGCAGGGCGAGGCUGCGGAGGGCCACGACUCUGGGGCCGGGAAGCAGGUGACGAUGCACCCGGAUGCGCCCAUCAUCCUGUCCUCGGAGCAGCAGUCCAUGGCGGCGUGCGCGGCGGCGGCGCUACGCAACCUGUGCCACCAGAUCGCCAAUCACCCGGGGCUGCUGGCUGUGGGCGCGGCGCUGGAGCUGGCGGCGGUGAUGCAGCGCGAGCCCGACCCCUACCGCCGCAUCAACGCCACCAUGGCCGUGGCGCUGCUGGUGGGGCAUGAGGAGCAGCACCCGCUGCUUCGCAUGGACGAGGCGGGCAUGAAGGAGAUGCUGACGGUGCUGUCCUGCGCCCGCGCGCGCGUCAUGUGCCAUGGCUACUUCUGGACGUGCUGGAAGGUGUGCCAGGCGCUGGCGCGGCUGAGCGCCAACGAGGACAACAAGCCCAUCCUGACGCGCGAGGGCGGCGUAGGCGUGCUGGCGGAGGUGCUGUGUGCGGAUGAGCACGCGCGCAAGGCCAUCACCGUCAAGUACUGCGUGGAGGCGCUGUGGAACCUGGCCUUCUACGAGCCGGCGCGCGAGCAAAUCCUUGCCCACCCGGCACUGGUGGCCGCCAUCUGCGCGGCGCGGCAGUCGGGCCUGGACCUAGUGCGCGAGGUGGCGCGCGGCUGCCUGUUUACGCUGGGCGUGAACGAGCACGGCCAGCGCCGCGCGCCGCACGUGGCGAACGGCGGGGCCGCCGAUGCAGCCCAACACCACCAGAGCCAGGGCCACCACAGCCGGCAUGGGCAUGGGCAUGGCCACGGGCACGGGCAGGGGCAUCCUGGGGGAGCGUAUGACGAGCCGCCGGCUCACCUGGGCUCGGACGGCAACCCGCAAGCCCACAGCCACAGCCAUGGGCACGGGCAGGGGCAGGGGCACGGGCACGCGGAUCAUCACCAGCAGCACCAGCAGCACCAGGGUCCACCAAGCGGCGGGCCUCAGCGAGGGCCGCCGCGGUGCACCGUCUCCAACCGCCAGGAGCCGCCGGGCUCUGCGGCAAUGGCGGCGGCAGCAGCGGCACAGGCGGGGCCGGGUGCGGGUCUGGAUGGGGAGACCUGGCAGGCGUCUGCCUGGCACGUGCCGUCAGCGGUCCACGGGCGCAUCGACGAGGACGGCGUGACGCUCCCGCCGGCGCUCGCGGUAGCCAUGUCCAGUGUGUGUAGCUCCAUCAUAGCCGGGGCCCCUCCCGGCACAGAGGCGGGCGGCGUCCACGGCCCCUCGCUACAGUCGCACUCGGCACUGCAGCUGCCACUGGGGCUGCCACUACCGUCCGCCGACGCCCGGGCGCGGCGGCUGUCGCUGUCGGCACGCCCGGCGCAAGAUGCGUGGACCGGCUCCGCCGGCGGUGCAGGGCCAAUGCCUCCGCUGUCGCCGCGUGGCGCACACCAGUUGCAGGCCGCUGCUUUAUCGCAGCAGGCGCAGCAACAGCAACAGUCGCGGCCGAAGCUGCAGCGGACGGCGUCGAGCGCCUCCUCGCGGACCAGCACUGUCACCAACGGCCCGGCAGCGGCCAGCACCGGCGCCGCGGCGUUGUCGCCGCCCUACAGCAGCAGCUUGUACGCCCUCACGCCUGCUGCUCAAGCCGGCGGCGGGCUGCAGGGCCACGGCCACAGCCAGAGCCUAGCGCAGAUGUCCACUGCCUCCUCCAUCACCAUGGGCGGCGGCGGCGGCUCGGCCCCCACCGCGCACAUCAUGGUCAGCUACGAGUGGGGCAGCCAGCAGAAGGCGCUGCUCAUCAAGGAGGCGCUGGAGCGUCGGGGCCUCGUCACGUGGAUGGACAUUGAGAAGAUGUCUGGCUCCACGCUGGAGGCCAUGGCGCUGGCGGUGGAGGGCGCGGCGGCGGUGCUGCUGUGCAUCAGCAAGCGCUACAAGGAGAGCCAGGCCUGCCGCGCCGAGGCAGAGUACGCCUACCAGCAGCGCAAGCGCAUCAUCCCCAUCAUGAUGGAGCGCGGCUACAGGCCCACCGGGUGGCUGGGCAUCCUCAUCGGCACCAAGCUCUAUUUUGACUGCUCCGAGCGCCGCCUCAUUCCCGAGCGCAUGGGCGCGCUGGAGCGGGAGCUGGGGCCGCUGGCGCGCCAGUGCCGCCGCCACACCACCAGCACACUCAGCGCGCACGUGAGCGCCAACGCUGGUGGCGGCGGCGGCGGGCCGGGCAGCGUGAUGAGCAUGCGCACGGUGGGUGGAGGUGCAGGCAGCAUGAGUGUGGGCGUCGUGGGCCGGCACAGCCGCCGGACCUCCACAGCCAUGCCCUCGCCGCCGGCGUCUAUGGUGGGCGCGUCGCAGCCGCUGCACUACACGCCGCAGGAGCUGCAGCAGCACACGGCGUCACUCGCGUACCAGAACCAGGCCCAGGGCAGCGCGACGAGCCUGCCGCAGUUGCCCUACCCCUCGCAAGGUCCCGGGCCGGUGUCCAGUCACACCUCGCCGCCGCUGCCCCACCACGCAUGGGGCAGCCAGGUCAGCCUGCACAGCAUGAAGAACAUCCGCUCGCACGCGCAGCACGCGCAUCAGCAGCAGGGGCAGCACACGCACGGCAGCACUCACAGCGCAGGGCACCACCUGUACCCGCACCCGCACCACCACAAGGCGCAUUACAUGCAGUUUGCGGAGGCUGCGGCGCCUGGCAUGCGCAACGGCCCUGCGGCGGCGGCCGCCGCGGCGGCAGCCUUGCAGGGCCGUGGCGGCCUGAUCUCACGAGGGCUGUCACCGCACAUCCCAGAGGAGUCAUCCCUCACAGAGUUGGACCUGUGCAUGGGCGUGGAGCACUCGCCGCGGCCGCAGCCGCCGCGCGGCACACGCGGCCGCAUGUCGCUGGACAUACCUCGUACCCAGGUUGGCGCCUUUGGCGUGGGCGCCUUUGGUGGGGGCGCCGUACCAGCUGGCGCUGCAGGCGGGCCGUGGGUCGUGGGCCGCAGCAGCUUCCGGUCGCUCAUGGGUGGAGCAGAGGCGGAGUUGGAGCCUUGGAGCGAGGCCACCGUUGCGCCGAGUUCGCUGCCCAUGCCGCCGCCGCUGGCCGCGUUCGAGGGCUCGCCCACCUCGGCGUCUGCAGCGCACACGUCCGCGCCGUCGCACAUCGUCGGCCGCGACGCGCGGCGCUCGGGGGGCGGCGGCAUGGGUAUGCGGGGUGUGGCCGGGCUGCGCGCGUUCGCGGGGCAAGGCCAUGGGCAGAGCGAGACGCCGGUGGCUUCGGGGGAGCUGGGCAGCUGGCAUGAGGCGUUCAGCGAGACCACGGCUGAGCGGGAAUGGCUGGACCACGCGAGGGACCCGCUCGCGCUUCCGCCACUGUCGCCGCUCGAGGAGCAAGAGGCCGCGGCGGGGCGGCUGCCGCCGCCGGCCGCAGGCAUGGUGGGGCGGGCGGCGGAGGUGGUGGGCGUGGUCAACAUGAGCCGGGCGGCUGACGAGCCAGCGGCGGGGACCAGCGCUGAGGGGCCGGUAGUUACGGUGGACCUGGGUGCGGCUGGCGGCACCAGGGAGGUACCAGCAACGCCUGGCAUGGCGUCAGCGCUGAACUCGGCGUCAGCUGCGGACGCCGCGCCGUGGGAGGCGCGCGCCCAGCCGGCGCAGCGAUCGCCGCUGCAGCUGCUGCUGCAGCAGCACCAGGCACGCCUAGCGGCGGAGGACGGCGCGGGCCGGCACCAUGCCGGCACCAUGUCAGGAUGCUCCUCCAACGGCGACCUCGCGGCUCUGACGGCCGCGACAGCGAUGUGCGGCGACGGCAGCAGCGCUGCCGGCUCGUCCGGGCGCUCCUCCCGCCUGCCCACGCCGCCGCGAGGGGCAACGCACGGCAGGCAGCCGCAGCCGUUCGAGGCUCAGGAGGCCGCGUCGGGGUCGGUGUCGGUCUGCAGCCACACCUGCUCGGACCCGCACCACGCGGACCUCCACGACAUGCAUGGCACAACAGCGGCGAAUGGCACACGCGGCGUGGUGGGGAAUGCACAGCACGGAGCAGCGGCUGCGGCCGCGGGGUCAGGGCCCGCCAAGGGCAGUCUUGACUUCGGCGUGCUGGCCACAGCCCAGACGGAGGUGGCCUCGCAGCCCUUCAUCCGCCGCAGCGCCUUGCGCGACUCUUGGGAGGAGGACACGCAGCCACCGGCGCAGCCAGCGCAGCUGCAGCAGCCCAAGCAGCAGCAGCAGCAGCAGGUGUGGCAUGCUAGCAGCCUGUACGCCGUGGCGCCAGCGGCGCCAAGGCAGCAGGAGGCAAGGCGCAGCGGAUCACAUGCGGCCGCGGCUUCGGCCAAGGCUUCGGCUUCGGCUGGGGACGAAGGGGCAGCAGCGGAGCCGGCAGCGGCCGGUGUGGAGGACGACUCUGCCUCGCCGCUGCUGAUGGUGACGUUGAGCAGCAUGCCCUCCAACCUGUCGGAUGACAUGCUGCUGCCGGGCCUGCCGCGCGCCUUCGACGAGUCCGAGGCCAGCCCGCACCAAUCCCCUAUGGCGCGCGGGGCGGCCCUGGCCGCCGCGCACGCCGACGUGGACGCGGCCGCGCCCGUGUCUGGCGGGUCAUUUACGGACCAAGACCUCAGCCCGAAGUCGGCCCAGGAGCAGGAGCUGGAGCAGGAGCAGGAACGGGAGCAGGGCCGCGGUGGGGGCGAAGGGGAGGGCUCCGGGCCGGAGGCUGCAGCAGCACGAAGUGCGGUUGCCAAGUGGCGCAGCAUGCCUGGCACGCCGUGCGAUACCCCGUACGCGAGCUCGCUGGGCAGCGCCGGCAGCUACGCCAGCGCCAACAACAGCGUCACGAGCGCGCAGGGCCUGUGCCUGGUCGCCGCCGCGUUGCACCCGCACCACAACCACCACAGCAACGGUCACCAGCACCGCGACCACCACAACGCCGACGACAGCGCGCCGCGCCUGGUUGACAAUUUCGCGUCCGAGGCCUCCAGCGCCGGCCCGCCCGGCCCUUCGGCGGCGGCUGAAGCCGCAGCGGCGUGCCUGGUCGAGCCUGAGUCGGGCAAUGACGACAUGAGCUCAAUUGAGCCCUCGCCUCAGGUACGUUCGCGCCAGCCGCACCGGCUAGCUAUCGUCGACGCAGAGCUGGACUCGCAGCAGCAGUCUGGGUCCGGCCAAGACCCAAGCAUGGGCGAUGGGCGUGGCGGCACCAGGGGCUGCGGCGUGGGGCCGGGCGUCACCGCGCGGCGGCAGGCGUCCGCGCCGCACGCCAUCGCGGCGGCGGGGCUGCGGCACGCAGGCACGUCCACCUCGCUCACGGCGCCGUCAGAAUGUGCGGCCAGCGACUAUCCCGGCAGCGGCCACGGCGUGGGGUACGCGGGCGCGCCCAGCGACGUGGACUCGGUGGCGAUGGGUGCUGACACGGACAUUUUCACGGGCUCUGGGCCCUCGAUAGUGGGCAGUACGGCGGGCGCGGCUGCUGCUGCUGCGGCUGCGGCGGGCGCGGCACAGGGCUUGCGCGCGCGGCGGCAAGGCAGCGCCGGUGUGGUGGGUGCGCCAGGGUCUGGGCCUGGGGCUGGCGGCGGCGGCGGCGCGGCGGGCGGCCUGACCCGGCGCUGGCGCAGCCGGCUGGCGCUGUGCUCAGCGGCGGCGGAGGGGCUUGAUGACGAGCUGGAUGAGGCGGAGGAAAAUGAAGAUGACGGCGGCAGUGCCGGUGGCGAGUCCUCGGACGUCGCGGAGGUGGCGGCGCACGUGUCUGCGCUCAUGCCGGGGCCGUGCUUGUCCAGGCAGGCGCUGGCGGCUACGCAGGGGGCCAGCCGGACGCGGCGGGAGCUGCUGCGGCGGGAGAAGGGCCACGUACUGCCGCUCGUGUCGGGCGGCAGCAGCAAUGGCCGGGACGAGGGCAGGUGCGGCACGUCCGUUGAUGCGGAGGAGGGCGAGGAGGCGGGCAUGAUCCGCCUCAAGGCGAGCGGCAGCGGGAGCUUGGAGGCGGACGGCGGCCUCCCCAGCCACAUCAACGGCGACUUGCUGGGGCUGCCGUCAGCCUGGGGCCGCGACGCGGCGGAGCAGUUUGUGCACGUGCUGAGCUCCGGCCCUUUGCCUACGGCAGAGCGGGGCCUAGCCUCCCCAGGCGAGGGCGAGGGCGAUGCCGAUGCCGCAGCCGCGGCCAUGCUGGUACACACCGCCAGCAUCUUCACCACCGCUGCCGCCACCGCCAGCGCGCCCUCCUCCGUGGCGUCCUCGCAGCGGCUGCCAAACGUCGGCCAGGGCGGCCUCUCGUCCGGUGCCGGCAGCGGCCCGGGCGGCCUUCCAUCCGGCAUCGGCAGCGGCCCAGCCGGCCUCCCGUCGGGCGGGGGCAGCGGCCGGUACGGCUCAUCCUCGCACUGGCACUCCUCAGUGCUGGGGCCACUGCGCAGCGGCCCGGGCGGCGCCAACAUCGUCGCAGCCGACUUCGUCGCGGCCUUCGGAUCAGUAAUGCCGACGGCGCCGAGCGGCCGCGUGAGCAGCGAGGGCCAGCGCUCGCUGUCGCACCUGUCGAGCGAUAACGUCACAGCCAACUGGCUAUCGCGACUGUCCGCGUCCCACCACCGGGCUAUGUCGCCGGGCCGGGCGCACGGGCCUGCGCAGGUGCAUGCACAGGCGCGGCAUGUGGCGCCGCCCGACUCGGGCACCAGCGGCGUUGCCGCCUCCACCCCAUUCGCUGCGCUCGCCUCGGCUGCCGGCAGCCUACCGCUGCCCGGCGUGCCGCCGUCGCAGCCGGCUUCCAGCGCCGUGCCUGCCGCGGCGGCGCCUGCGGGCGCUACAGGCGCUCAGGCGGGGGCGGCUGCACUGCCACCCGACGAGGCACCCGCCGCACCCGCAGCGCCAGCAACCUACUUGCGCACACCGCUGCUGGCGUCGCUGCUACGGCCGGUGACAGCGGUACUGGCCUCGGUGGUGGGUGGCAGACGCAGCAGCGGCACAGGCACGGGCCGCAGCUGCUCCGGCGCCGGAAAGAAGAGCUCGCGGGCGGCAUCCUUGGCUGCGGACGGCGCGACGCCGGCGACCGGGCGUGGCAGCAGCGUCGACAGCAUGUUUGUGAACGUUGGGGACGCGGCGGCCGCGGGCGCAGCUAUCCGGACGUCUGAGGCAGCGCCAUCCUUACCGUCAGCACGCGGCAGUGCGGCGCGGGGAAGCAUCGAGGCGCACCCUGUGAUGUUUGACUCGGACCCUCACGACAGCCACCCUACCACGGGGGAGGCAGGCCUCGCCUCGCCGGCCACCACCGCUCACGGCGAGCUCAGCAGUAGCGAAGCCGUGCCUGCCGCAGCACAGUGCCGCAGCACCACUACUAGCAUGGACCGCGGCUCGCGACUGGGUGCCUUCGGCAGCCCCUGCCUCGACGGCGCAGGGUCCGCCAGCCUUGGGCACAUGGCCUUAGCAGCUGCAGCCGUCGGAAACCGUGCCGCCAUUGUCUCCCCGACUGCAGCUGCCAGCGCGUCUGGUUUCCAGGCUGGUGGUGCGGCAGCAGCAGGAUCGGCAGCAGCAGUGGUGGCGGCGCCGCAGGGCCGCCAUUCACUAAGUGGGCCACAGCUGCAUGCUGGCUCUGUGGCGGCAGCAGGCGUCGUGAGCCCCUUCGCGGCCUCAGCGGGGUUGCCAUCGCAGGUAGAGCGCCCUUCGUUGGAGAAGUCGUCGGUGGCGGUCGUGGCGGCUGCCGCUGUCUCCAUGUCUGCUGCCAACGGCGCACUGCAGGGCCCGGCCGCGGGCCCAGCGGCAGGAGCAGCGGCUGCGCCGCAGUCCGCACUCGUGGCGGCCAAGUGGAAAGCGCUGUCCUGGGCGCGCGGCAGUCCCUCGGCUGCCGAGGCGGCGGCCGCCGCCGUCACGGCAGCACGCGGCGCCUUGCCCAACGCCCUGGUCGUGGCUAUGGCGUCAGCAGCGUCAGGCGUUGACGGCGACGCAGACGACCUUGUGGGUGAGCGACUGGCCAUGCUGCUAGACGGCAGCGGCCGCCGGUCCCUGGCAGUGGAGCGCCGGCCGGCGGCGCACGACGUGGGCGACGACGGGGGUGUCGGUGCGGGCCGAGGCGCCGGGCCGACGCGGCUGGGGCGGGUGGCGGAGGCGCCCGGCAGCGCGUACGAGCCCGGCCCGGCGCCGCACAACUCGCGGCGCAGUGUGGACAUCCCGUGGUCCGUGUGGCGCAGCGGCGCCGCACCCACGCCGCAGUUUGAGCAGGUGGGCGGCGGCGCCGCCGCCGCCGGCCACCGCCGGGGGCCGGAGUACCCAGCCCUGGAUGAUGGCGAGGCGAGCCACAGCGACGUUGUGCUGGAGGAGGGGGCGGACGGACUGGCCGCAGCGCAGCAGGCGCUGCUGCAGCAGGGCAGCGCGUGGCGUGCUGCCGCGAGCGCGCCGCCUGCGCCGGGCAUGCUGGCAGCUGCGAGAGCGAACAGCCGCCGCAGCGUCCUCAGCAACGGCAGCGCCGGCGGGGCGUCGGCGUCGGGCGGCCGGCCGCGGCGCAGCCGGCCGGCGUCGGUGCUCGGCGGCGGCGCCGCAGGCGGCGUGCAGGAGGGCGAGGACGAGUUCAGGGAUGCGAUGGAGGACGCCAGUCAUGAACGUGCGCUCAUGGUGAUUGGCAGCAGCAGCCGGAAAAACGCGGGCGUUGCCGCCGCCGGCGAUGACACCACAGGCGAGCUGGCUGAGGAGUUGUUGGGCGAGGAGCGGGAUCCUGAGGACGAGCACGAUGGCGAUGCGGACGAGCGCGGCCGUGACUAUGACGGUUAUGACGGCUACGAUGAGUUUUACGACGGCGACGAGAACGGGUUUGGCACGCCUGGCCGGCCGCGCGUGUCGGGCGAGGGCGCGCUCGGCUACGGCGAGCUCGGCGGCGCCGCGUCCGGCGGCCUCGACGGCAUGGGUGGCAUGGGCGGCGGCGAGCACCACGGGGAGGGGGGCGAGGAGGAGGAGGCGGUGGACGUGCCCAGCAGCACCAGCGUGCUGGUGGAGAAAUGGGGCGGCGCGCAGGUGCGCGACUGGCUGGUGCGCGUGGGCCACGGCGAGCUGGCGGACGGCUUCGAGGAGCAGGGCAUCACAGGCCGCGCGCUGUGCGGGCUGAUGCGGGUCAUGAAGGGCGGCGGCGGCGCGGCAGUGGUCCGCGACAUGCUGCGUGACGAGCUGGGCGUGCGCGGCUUGGCGGCGCAACUGGAGCUUCUGGAGGAGCUACACAAGCUGUUCGACUGAUGAGGGGCCACGAGGCGAGCGAUGGGGAGGAAUGCGGGAGGGAAGGAGUGUAUCGGGUAAUGGAAGAAGCACUGGGCUGACGCCGUCCAGCUGGUGGGGACGGCGCCACAGUCAGCACGGCGCCACUUCAGCAGCAGUACCGAACUUGGGUGCGUUUGAUACAGUGUAGCAUUUGGUGGGGCAUCGGCAUGGAGAGAGCGUUGGCUGCUGCAGCGUCCUGCGGCGGCAGCGAGCAGAGCGGCAGCAGGCCGCAUUGGGCAUUACAGAGAGAACCCAGGCAGUAUGUCACGUGAAUCGAGCACUCCAGCAGGCAUGCGCAUGCACAGCUGACAGGCUACAUAGACUCGGCAGCGGUUGAAGUGGCUUGUUCUCGAGCAGGUCGACACCGGCAUCGCAUUCGGCAUCGGACACGUGCCUGCUAGCUGGCCUUCCCGGUGCCGUGGUGCGGUCACAAGGCCCUCAGUAGGUGGCAGGCUUGAGGAGGGCAUGCCAGCAUGGGGCAUAGCGGCGGGCAUCGGGCUCGCAACUAGUGUAGGCGCUACUAUGUGGGGUACAUUUGCAUCACUAUGUUACAUCACCCCAUUAAUAUAUGCGUUAUGAGUCCAGGAGGUACGAUGGCACUGUCGUUUGAGGAGGGUACAUACGAAUGAGUUUGGAUGCCGGGAGCUUUAAAUGCGCACGCCUAGGGUCAAGCACGAACUGUUCAAGGUUUGGAGGCUCCGUUGAGAGGGCGCCGAAAGAUGCGCAACCGGCAGGGGGACGCGGGGGUCUGACGUGGAUGCCUUAGAGCGAGCGACGGUUUGAGCACUGAGAACGGCUUUCAGUCGUGCCAAUGACCAAAGCAUAGAGUAUGUUUGCAUGUUAACUGAGCGGGCAGCCGCUGGCAGCAGUGGCUGUCAUAGGGCAUUAGCCUCGUGCUGUAGACAACGGCCGGCGAGUAGACAUAGUCAGGUAGCUGCAAGUGUGUGGGGUGCGGUGGGCAAACGCAGAGGCCAGAGGGUGCGUUCACAGUUACCGGUAACCGGUAGUACUGGUGGCCAUCACAUGUGUGGUGUCAUCGCCUCCGCUCUGUUAGCUUGUUAGUGUGACCUCCUUGGGGAUACCUCGGGGCAAAAACAGUUCGGAUGGUGCAGUGUGAGCAAGUUGGAACCCUCGGAUCCAUACAUGGUAGUCGCCUAUCCGCGCUUUGGUAGCAGCUUUGCCUUUGUGGCUGUGGUUGAUGGCGCGCCAUUCUUGCACUGGAGAAUACACCGCAUUAUAUGUAUUGCUCUUGGUUCCCCAUAUCUCGAAGGAGAUGGUGCAAGAGACGAGAAGGCACGGGCACGCUGGUUCUGUCCCAGCUGUAAUGGACGAGCCGG